This is a messenger RNA of Taeniopygia guttata (zebra finch), 1534 nucleotides long. NCBI's taxonomy places the organism in Eukaryota, Metazoa, Chordata, Aves, Passeriformes, Estrildidae. The record is from RefSeq and is a predicted model, not a curated record.
UUCCUGCGGCCAGCUCGCGUCCCUUCCUGCCCGUUUUCCCCCGUUUUCCCCGUUUUUUUCCCCGUUUUUCCCCGUUUUUUACCAUUUUUCCGCUUUCUCCGUCCCGCGCGCCGUUCGAACCGGGCGGGGCCGCUCUGCGCAUGCGCGGCCCCGCCCCGUCCCGCAUUGGUUCCGUCCUCUCCCCCCCCCCGCGCUCCGCGAUGGUCUCGCCCGCCCUGUGUGUCACCCCGUCCGCGUCCCGCCCUCCCCGCGGCCCCUCCGCUUUGGUUCCGCCCCCGGCGCGGAGCCCCUCCGGUGAUGGCGGCGGCGGCGGCGGCGGCGGGCGGGGCGGGCCGCGGGCUCUGGGCGCGCCUGGGGGACACCCGGCUCGCCCUGUGGUUCCGCGCUCUCCUCCGUGAUUACUCCUCGUCGCUCCGUGACGCCGCCGGUGCCGCGCGCCGCCGCCCGUUGCUGAGCGCGGCCGCCGUGGCCGGCCUGGCCGUGACCGCCGGGCUGGCGCGCUCGGUACCGGACGGCGGCUCCCUGGAGAGCGCGGCCGUGGCGGCGGCGGCGGCGCUGAGCCCGAUCCCGCCGGGGUCCCGCAGCCCCCGCGCCGAGCGCCGCGUCCUGCGGCUGCUGCGGCUGCGGGAGCGCGGCCGCCUCCGCGUGCGGAGCCUCGGGCUGCUCUCGGUGGCCGCCGCCGAACCGGACGGCACCGACGCCGCGCUGUACCGGGCCCGGUGCCCGCACCUGCGGCCGCGGCCGUGGGAGCGCGGGGCGCUGCUGGACGUGGGGUUCGCGGGGCGCUGGUGGCUGCUGGAGGCGGCGCUGCGGGACCCCGACGUGAACGAGGAGGAGUUCGGGCACCUCCCGGGGCCGCUGCGCCGCCUGCGCCCCGCCGAGCUCCGCUCCGAGCGCAACGAGCGCCUGCACCGGGAGCGGCUGCGCGCCGUGGUGCUCAGCGAGGCCGACAUCGGCGGGGAGGAGCCCCUCGAAAUUCGGGGUUCAGCGUGAAACCGGCUCGGUUCGGGCCGGAGGAAUAAAGGAUUUACUGUGGCUUGCAGGGUGCUGAGUUCUGCCACAAUUUGUCCCUAAAAAACCUCAAAAAAGCCCCAAAAAACUCCAAGAAACCCCCCCCAAAAAUCCCAAAACAACCCCAAAACCACCCCAAAAAAACCCCAAAACCACCCCAAACCACAAGUGGCUGUGGCCGUGGUGCUCAGCAAGGCAGAGAUCGGAGAGGAGCUCCCGAAAAUUUGGGGUUUGGGCUGAAAUGGGAUCGGUUUGGGCUGAAGGAAUAAAGGAUUUGCUGUGGCUCAGAGACUGCUGAGUUCUGCCAGGAUUUGUCCCGAAAAAAACUCAAAAAAACCCCAAAAAACUCCAAGAAAACCCCCCCAAAAAAUCCCAAAACAACCGCAAAACCACUCCAAACAGGGAGUGGCUGUGGCCGUGGUGCUCAGCGAGGCGGAGAUCAGAGAGGAGCCCCCAAAAACUCGGGGUUUGGGCUGAAACCAGCUCAGUUUGGGCUGGAGGAAUAAAGGAUUUGCUGUGGCUC